GUGGCCAAGCGGCGGCCGCUCAAUAUCAAAGUGUCUUUCACCGAGCAGCCAACAUGGCACGGUGGCUGCUUAACUCGUUUUCGCUGAUCCUGCUCCUGGCAGUGGGCAGCCUGCAGGCGCGCCUGAUCCUUCCCUUAUCCCCGGACGAUGGACAGCUGGAGACCAAGGGAGCAGCCCUCUUUGCCGCUCCCCGCGUGGAUGAUAAUAGUGCCGGCAAUUACCGACUGCCGAAUACAACGGAACCGGAGUCCUACAACGUGGAACUCUGGACCAAUGUCCAUAAUGGCGAUACCCAAUUCACUGGCACCGUCAAUAUCGAUAUCCGGGUUUUGAGCGAGACAUCGAAUAUUACGCUUCACUACCGCCAGACGUCGAAUUUUGAAGCCACGAUUAUCAGCCGGGAUGUGGCCACGCCCACGGCAAUUCCACUCACUGUUACCCCCGAGUUGCAGCGCGAAUUCCUCGUCCUUACGCGGACCACCGCUGGUGAGGCAUUUGGAGCCAACACCAACUGGACCAUCACCAUCAACUACACUGGCAUCCACCGAUCUGAUAUGGGCGGUUUCUACAUCUCCAGCUAUACAGACGAUGAUGGCAAACAGCACUUCCUGGCCACCACGCAAUUCGAGAGCACAAAUGCCCGUCACGCGUUUCCCUGUUACGACGAGCCUGCCCGUAGAGCCAACUUUACGAUUACCAUCCACCAUGAUCCUUCCUACACUGCCAUCAGCAAUAUGCCAGUAAACACCGCUGCCAGCAGCUCGGGUGUCACUGCUUUCCAGACGACGCCUAAGAUGUCCACCUACCUGGUGGCCUUUAUCGUCUCCGAUUUUGAGUCCACCACCGGAGAACUAAAUGGCAUCCGCCAGCGGGUUUUCUCGCGCAAGGGAAAGCAGGAUCAGCAGGAAUGGGCCCUUUGGUCCGGAUUGGUUGUGGAGUCCAGUCUGGCUAGCUACUUUGGAGUUCCCUUCGCACUGCCCAAGCUGGAUCAAGCUGGCAUACCGGACUUCUCUGCCGGUGCCAUGGAGAACUGGGGUCUGGCCACCUACCGUGAGCAGUACAUGUGGUGGAACAAGCAGAACUCCACGAUCAACCUGAAGACGAACAUUGCCAAUAUCAUUGGACACGAGUACGCGCACAUGUGGUUCGGCGAUCUGGUAUCCGUCAAAUGGUGGACCUAUCUGUGGCUCAAGGAGGGCUUUGCUACCCUCUUCUCGUACGAAUCGAACGAUAUCGCUUUCCCACUGUGGGACACCUAUCAGAUCUUCCACGUGAGCGACUACAACAGCGCUCUGAUUAACGACGCCCUGGCCUCGGCCGUUCCCAUGACGCACUACGUCCAGACCCCAACGGAGAUCUCCAACCGAUACAACACCUUCUCGUAUGCCAAGCCCGCCAGUGUUCUGUACAUGUUCAAGAACGCCUGGACGGACAAGGUAUUCCGCACUGGAUUGAACAAAUACCUGACUAAGAACAAAUAUACUUCCUGCGACGAAUGGGAUCUAUUUGCAUCCUUCCAGGAGUCGGCCGACGAAUUGGGCUUUAAGCUGCCCGCCAGUGUGGACGACAUCUUCAGCAGCUGGUCCCACCAGGCUGGUUAUCCCCUUCUCACAGUGACCCGUAAUUACAAUGCCGGCACUAUAACGAUCACCCAGAAGCGUUAUGUGGCGAACAACACUGAUACAAAUACCGCAACCUGGUAUGUGCCACUAAACUUUGCCACUGCCAACAAGUACGAUUAUCGUGACACGAGUGCCACACAUUACUUGCUUAAUGUGACGGAGACCGUGAUCUCGGAUGUCGAGGCUUCCAGCGAUGACUGGAUAGUUGUGAAUAUCCAGAACUCCGGCUACUAUCGCACCCUGUACGACACGCAGAACUAUGGUCUAAUUACGGCAGCUCUGAAGUCCCAGCCCUGGAGGUUCCAUCCUCGUAACAGGGCACAACUGCUGUACGAUACGUACAUCUUUGUCAGCACCGAUCGCCUGAGCCACAGCAUCCUGCUGGAGCUGCUGGGUUACCUGACGAAUGAGCAGCAGUAUGCUCCUUGGUCCACUGCCAACACUAUUCUGACCGUCUACGAUCGUUACCUGCGUGGCGAUGAUUUGUACUACCACUUCCAAAAUUUCGUGAAGCUCCUGAUCGAUCCUAUCUUCGAUCAAAUCGGUGUAAACGAGAUUCCCGGAGAGCAUUAUCUGAACAACUAUCUGCGCAUCGUGCUGGUCAGCUUGGCCUGCCAGGUGGGAUCCAACGAUUGCUAUAACCAGUCGGCCAAGAAAUUAUCCGAGUACCUAUACAAUGGCACUGCCAUUGAGGCCACUCUAAAGACUCAAGCCUACUGUGCGGGUCUACGAUCGACUACCAAUGACAUCUAUAGCAGAGUGCAGUCAGAUUUGCUCAGUUCCUCAGACUCCACAGAUCGCAGCCUGUUCAUCUCCUCGUUGGGCUGCUCUGGAAGUACGAGCCAGCUGCUAGAUUUCUUGAGACUUUCCCUGGACGCCGCCAAUAGCUUGAGCUACUCGGAGCGCACUUCCCUGCUGAACUCGGCCUAUUCCCGCAGUGAAAUCGGUCUUACCGCUAGCUUGGAGUUCCUGGAGACCAACUGGGAGGCGUAUGCCAAGCUUUCGGACUCUGCAAAGCCCCUGGAUGCUGCCCUGCGUGGCAUUGCCACCUAUGUGGUCAGUGAGAAGCAAAAGACGAGGCUUAACGCUUUGGUGGAUGUUGUGAAGGCUGAAGGACCGAGUUAUAUCAAUGAUGAUCUGAGCACCACCAUUGACUCCAGAAUCACAUCCAACUUCGCUUGGUUGGAAGUUAAUCGUGAUCCAGUGCUCAACUGGAUCGAGGAUUCCUUUAGGGAGAACGGCAGUCCCUCUCUGACCUCAUCCAUCACUACAAUCCUGGUCAGUGCGAUGGCUCUGCUACUGUUCAGGCUAUAUUAAGAUAACUCACGUGGUCAAGUAUUAAACAUAAAUUCAGUAAAGUGACGUAAAUCAAAAUAA
Molecule: messenger RNA, 2999 nt
Organism: Drosophila simulans
Lineage: Eukaryota; Metazoa; Arthropoda; Insecta; Diptera; Drosophilidae
Product: aminopeptidase N
Exons: 5
Coding region: 54-2939 (961 amino acids)
Biological process (GO): peptide catabolic process; proteolysis
Cellular component (GO): cytoplasm
Molecular function (GO): zinc ion binding; peptide binding; metalloaminopeptidase activity
Source: RefSeq, a predicted model, not a curated record